AUGCCGCCUAGGAAGGGCGUUCGCAAAUCGAUGCCUGCACGCAUCAAUCAUCUCAACAAUGCUACCUUGACCCCCUCACGACGCUCGCCCCGGGUGCCUACCGGGGCCAAAUCUACAAAUGGCAGCCCUCCGUCCUCCAAAUCCCUCGAUCUUUCUUCCACCACAUCCUCACCCGAAGACCCUUUCAACGUUGAUUUCUACAAUCCCAAAACCCCUUCUACAACCCGGAAGAGCAGGGAUAUCUCUCCGGAUGCGCCUUUGACUGGUCGACGGCCAUUCCAAGCGCGUCCGUCCCGACUGAGUACUGUUUACACGCCGGUCGUGGAAACAACUCUACACUCCAGUCAGAGUAGUCGCAGGACACGCCGCACAGCUGCACUCGAAACUUCUCAAAACGAAUACUCAGACUCGGAAUUUCCAGAUACGCUCGGUUCAACAGGUUGGACCUACGAUCAAUAUAUGGGCGGCCGCGGCUCCAACGGAACAAUGGACCGCCACACUUCCCCUGGUGCCUCAUCUAAGGGCACCAGAACUUCUGGUCGCAUUCGCAAACCGACCAUGAAAGCCAUCGAGGCCAUGGAGUCGAAGCCAAAGCCUCGCAACACUCGGAAAUCCACACCUGCGUCAACCAAAAGACAGACAGAGGAAAUGAUUGAAGCCAUGCCUCCUUCUGCGCUUCUUCCGGCGCCUACACUUCCGCCUUCCCGCACCCGUGCCCGUGCUCCUAUUCAGGCUCUAACGCCGAUCGUGCGCAAAGGUAAAAAGGUCUCGAAAGCAAAGAAAGGAAAGAAGAACUCUAAGCCAGAGAAGCCGCAACUUCAACGGAUUCAGAUUGAUGUUGAACGCGCAGGUCAGAAAUUGUAUGAACUUGCCGCCCUUGCCUUGGGCACGGAUUUUGUGGCCCCGCCUGAUGCCGAGGAGUUCAUCAGAAAGGCCCGAACGGAGUACCGAAAACUUGAAAUGGAUGAGUUGAUUGGCACCCCGCGAAAUUUUGAAAACACACCAAAAGAUGCCAAAGCUAAGGCAGACUCCAAGUCCCAAUUCUUUGACAGCUACAAGAAAAAAACAGCUCCCAAAAUCGAUGCAGAUGGGUGGAUUCAUUCUGGCUGUAUCAAUAAAUUCGAUGAAGAGGUUGUUCUCUCACCUGCAGAGCACAGCCCUUACCGUUCCCCCCACACCUACGGAGACGAAAACCUGCCAUUUCCGCCCGUGCGCAUCCGAUCCGGAAAGCAUGUUGAGAAUGACAAUGCACUCGGUUUCCCGCCUCUCAUCGGCGACCGCAACAUUCCGUUUGACUCUCAGUCGCAGUUUCAGCCAGAGGAUGUGAUCGAGGAGAAAGCCAAGGCGAAGGCUCGCGGAGAGGCGUGCAAGAAAAACACCAUCAAGCCAAACCCCGCACAGACCGAGCACUUGAAGAAGUCUGCUGCUCGAAAGCGUGGUCUGGCUGAAACCGAGUCAGAGUCAACUAAUGCCAUUGCUUCAGUGGCCCCUGGGGGCCCCAAUCCUAGAAAGCGUCGCCGUGAGGAGCGCGUCUCUAUGCCCGCAAGGGUUUCGACUGUCAAAAACACUCGUUCCAAGACUCCGAUUUCCCAGGCUUCCAAGGCGACCAAAACAACCGCUGCUGCGCCUGGUCCGACUCUAGAGGCAAAGCCACAGUUCCCGCGUCUGAGGCUGACACUGAAGCCUCAGAACGAGAAGGAGCGGCAGAAGUCCUCCAGCCCUUCCGACGACUCAUCUGACUCGCCCGUGGAAAAAGCGCCUACCAAGAAAUCUGCGGCUGAAGGCCGUCGCAAGCGUGUCAUCGACAUUACCUCGGACAGCGAAGCUACAAAGGAGCCUAUCGUUGCCAAGGGCAAAAAGAGAGUCGCCGAUCUCAUUUCGGACGACAAAGUGAUAGGAAAUUCAAAGACGCCAACAAAGCGUCCACGCAUUGCAGCUGAUUCCGAUGCGGAGUCUACCCCCACGGCGCCCAAGGGCCGCGGACGUUCUGCAACCACCACCAUAGCCACCCCAAAGGCAGCACAAGGCCGAGGGCGAGCGCGAGGUGCAUCCAAGGCACCCUCGACUCCUGCGCGGAACCGCAAGCGUGCAACCUCGGCCCCUUCUAUCCGUGGUCGUGGUCGUGGUCGCGGCCGUGGUGCUUAA
Penicillium macrosclerotiorum is the source of this 2145-nucleotide messenger RNA. Its product is annotated as putative GPI-anchored cell surface glycoprotein. The coding region runs from base 1 to 2145 and encodes 714 amino acids. The record is from RefSeq and is a predicted model, not a curated record. The transcript has a single exon. NCBI's taxonomy places the organism in Eukaryota, Fungi, Ascomycota, Eurotiomycetes, Eurotiales, Aspergillaceae.